UCGACCAUUACCACGUAAUGCAUCGACCGUGAGAACGGUGAUCACAGUCCAGACUUGUACAUGAUGUGGUAGGGGUUUUGAAUUACCCUCUCUGGGUUUAUGUGAUGAAAGCAAUCGAUUUGAAAAUCGAGCCCGGCGAUAAGAUCGGUGGGAAGAAUUCGCCACAGGAUUUGUGGCUAGGAUAGUAUAGUUACGGAAUUGUUGGUGCCGUGGAGAAGAUGGCAACUAUGAUGCUCAGAGGUAUCAGUAGAGCUUCGGUCGGUUGGAUUUCCUCGCCUCUGGCUGCAGGAGCUGAAGGGGAGCUGGAUUUUCUGCGACGAGAGCUAUCUGCACGUUGCUCCUCAGGACGGCAGCAAUUCUGUCGGAAUUCUUGGCAGAGACUGUCAACACUAGCUUCCAAUAUCCCGAGGCCUGUCGCGCGUGUCGGCGGGACUUCGACUGGCCUGAACACUGAGGAAAGAGUUGAAGCCGCUUUAACAGAUUUCAUCUUGGAUGGUUCCAAAACCACUUCCAUAGCCCACAAAGUCUGGAAGACUGUUGUCAGGCCUGGAGAUACGGUCAUCGAUGCCACUUGCGGCAACGGUCAUGAUACGCUUAUGUUGGCAAAGCUUGUGCUUCAAGAAGCAACUGCAGGCUACGUGAUUGGGCUCGAUUUACAACAAGGAGCCAUAGAUAAUACAACAGCACUGCUUGAUCGAGAGCUUGAUCCUAACCAGCGAGAAAAAGUGAGCCUGUUGCUGUUAUGUCAUUCUCAGCUUGACGAAGUUGUGGACGAAUCUUCAGUAAGAUUGGUAUGUUUCAAUUUGGGCUAUCAACCGGGAGGGGAUAAAAGCUUCAUCACAAGAGCGGAGUCGACUGUAAAUGCUGUUCGUGCGGCAACUAAAGUAAUCGAACCGCAAGGACUAAUCAGUAUCAUGUCAUAUGUUGGACACCCGGGGGGCCAGGAAGAGUACGAAGCUGUACGGGAUUUCUUAGCUAGUCUACCUCCCAACGAGUGGGUUUGCAGCCACCUAUCGUGGACAAAUAGGCCACUAUGCCCACACCUCAUGUUUGUGCUAAGAAAAUAACAAUGUGUUUUCCAAAUUAGUCUCCUCUAUACAUGUUAUCAUUAGUAGCUAUCAAGCUUUAUCUGAAAGACCAAUUUUUGUACCAUAAAAGGCUGCGCUUAACAAGCCCUGCGUGGAAUCCAGAUUUCUUCAUAAGAAGAAACAGUAUGAAGCAAUAUGCAGUCUGUUUCUUCUAAGUAUUUAAUAAAUGCCAGAUUCAUAAGGU
This is a messenger RNA of Marchantia polymorpha subsp. ruderalis, 1272 nucleotides long. The record is from the annotation of a GenBank genome assembly. Lineage: Eukaryota; Viridiplantae; Streptophyta; Marchantiopsida; Marchantiales; Marchantiaceae.